AGUCAAAGGUUUGGGUGGGAGGGUUAGAUGGUUUAAACUGUCUAAACUAUCUGCUAGAUCACCAUAAACCUUUUCAUCAACAGAGCCAGAGGUUGGAGGUGAAGCGUGAUUUGAGAAUCAUGUCGCAGAACAGUUUGAAUGAAAACUGCACCCAUGUGGAUGAUCUCGUAAAGCGCUACUAUCUGCCGGUGAUGUACAGCCUCAUCUUUAUCGUGGGUACGGUGGGGAACAUCACAGCUCUGGUGGUGUACGUGUUUAAAGUACGGCCCUGGACCAACACGACCAUCAUCAUGGUAAAUCUUCUCGUCAGUGACCUUCUACUCAUGGUCUGCCUGCCCUUCUUAGUUUACUACUAUAAACUCAAUGAAACCUGGACACUAGGACUUCAAAUGUGUCACUUCACACGCUUCAUCUUUCAUUUUAACUUAUACGGCAGCAUCCUCUUCCUCACCUGUCUGUCCAUCUUUCGGUACGUGGUAGUCAUUCGUCUAUCGCAAAGGGAGAACAUUAAGAAGAAGCGCUGGGGUGUGCUGGCUUGUGUGUUGGUCUGGGUUGUUGUAGUGGCCAUGAUAUCUCCAGCGUUUAACAAGUUUGAAUUAAAACUCGAAAACAACAGAACCGUAUGUCCGGACCUCGCCAGCAGUAACACAGACUUCGCCUGGCCGUAUAGCUGGGUGCUGACUGUAGUGGGAUAUAUAUCGCCUCUAAUCGUGGUCUGUUUGUGUUACUGGCGUAUCAUGAGAAAGUUAGGGAAGGGUCCUCAUACAGGUAGUGAGAAACGAAUGAAGGCUAGAAGAGUUAUUGUGUUGAUAUUGACCUGCUUUAUUGUGUGUUUCUUGCCUUUUCACGUACUACGAGCUUUGAGAAUUUACACAAGAAUGAUGCAGAAUGUCACCUGCAUGUUGUACCACGGUACGCAAGCUGCAUAUGUGAUAUCAAGACCGAUCGCUGUUCUUAACACAAUUUUUAACAUGAUGCUGUACACAUUGUCUGGGGAUUCCGUUAAACAGGCCUUCAUGGAGUUCUUUAGGUGUAAACAGCUUACAGAAAAGACUAAAGAGAUUUUUAAGGUAGCUGUGAUCAGCAAACCCUCAUCUGACUUGUGUGAAAGAAGUGAAAUUGCAUGUUCAUCGAAAACACAAUGA
Molecule: messenger RNA, 1145 nt
Organism: Paramisgurnus dabryanus
Lineage: Eukaryota; Metazoa; Chordata; Actinopteri; Cypriniformes; Cobitidae
Product: 2-oxoglutarate receptor 1-like
Biological process (GO): G protein-coupled receptor signaling pathway
Cellular component (GO): plasma membrane
Molecular function (GO): G protein-coupled receptor activity
Source: RefSeq, a predicted model, not a curated record